Messenger RNA from Culex pipiens pallens (northern house mosquito), 1240 nucleotides. RefSeq lists its product as uncharacterized. The transcript is spliced from 3 exons. The record is from RefSeq and is a predicted model, not a curated record. Lineage: Eukaryota; Metazoa; Arthropoda; Insecta; Diptera; Culicidae. The coding region runs from base 179 to 556 and encodes 125 amino acids.
GUGAGUGUGGGGGAGCAUGGUUAGAACCGCGGAAGGUCAACGAUAUUUGUGCUUGUUUGAAAUAAGUGCAUUCGAAUGUACUUAUGAAGUUUGAGGUCAAACUUGAGGACCACUUAAGAUUUGGAUAGGUAUAAAAAGGUUCUAGUUGGCAAAAUUGUUAAAAGUGAAACUUUCGAAAAUGAAUAAGUUGUUCCUGAUCAUAAGCAUUGCAGUUGCAGUUUGCGCUAAACCCACCGCCAAAUCUUCCGUUUUUGAGUGUCUGGAUAAGUUGCAAUCAAACCUGGAAAAGCUAGAUUUGACCAAUUUUGGUGAUUUAGCUGAAAAUAUAGUGAAAACACUGACAGCUUUGGCAGACCACUAUCAGCGAUGUAAGGAAAUCCCACGUGACGAUCCUCCCACAAUUCUGCAGCAGAUGCUUAUAAGUGGAUGUGAAAGCAGCUGGAAUGCAAGCGUGGCCACCGAGUUGGGCCGAAUUGGGUUGGAGAUUCAGGUCCGCGUGCACACGGCGGUAGAUUUAGUUGGCCAGUUUUCCAUGUGUACAGGGAUUAAAUUUUGAUGUUUUGUAUCAAAUUAAUUUUAACCCUCUACUGCCCAAAUUUUUUUUUCGAAAAUAUUUAUUUUUCCCGUGUUCAGGAGGUCAUUUUGAGCAACUUUUGUUCUACAAAAAACUUUACUUCUCUUGUUUUAUGUUUUUCUUGUUUCAUUUUUAGUAUUUUAAUUUGCAUUUAUCUUGUUAAGUUUAUGAUUGUUUUUGGUAGUAUUUGGCCUACUCUACCACCUAAUAUAAUUACAUUUCGCCUAUCUAAUUUUUUCAUGUUUUUACAGUCACUUUUUCAAUUUUUUGCAUGUUUUUCACAUUUUCUACUAUAGAAUCGCACCAUCAUCAUUUAAAUUGCAAAAAAAUGCGUAGAGGCAUAGUCUGGGACACUACAAAAAUUACUGCAUACUUCUUUUUACUGAAAAUAUAGGAAAUGUUAGUAAAAAACACAGCCAAAGUUGACCCCUAAAAAAAUGACAUUUUUAAAAACAUUGGCAUAGUCACAUAAAACAAGUUAAACUUCCAACCCUGAAAAUUUCUAAAAUUUUAAGAGUUCUUCUUUCCAAUGCUUUUUAAGGAUCAAAAAUCGGUUGGAAGUUUGAUUUUUGGCGAUUUUUUAGAUCGAAGCCCGUCUAAAGGCGGGGUUAGGUUGUAGAGGGUUAAAAAAACGAGCACGAAUAAAUUAGAUUAUUUAAACACAAG